This is a messenger RNA of Trichoplax adhaerens, 4116 nucleotides long. RefSeq lists its product as uncharacterized. The transcript has 41 exons. Lineage: Eukaryota; Metazoa; Placozoa; Uniplacotomia; Trichoplacea; Trichoplacidae. Gene Ontology annotation, cellular component: centrosome; ciliary basal body; centriole. The coding region runs from base 1 to 4116 and encodes 1371 amino acids. Gene Ontology annotation, biological process: centrosome cycle; microtubule anchoring at centrosome; intraciliary transport involved in cilium assembly. The record is from RefSeq and is a predicted model, not a curated record.
AUGGCUUCCAACUUGAAAUACAGCAGCUCUUCCGAACCGAGACCAAAGCAUUUACGGGUGUCAAGAAUAACAAAUGAUCGCACACUAGCUCAAUCUGCGCCAAAGCCGUCAAGCAAGAAGAAUGCGACGACACCGUUAGCUACUAUGCAAAGUGCUCCUUCGAAUGAAAGCCAUCGAUUAAAAGAUACCAUCAAUAGAAAAAUUGCAUUUGAUGUUGAUGAAGAAGAAAUAAAUUCGAUGGAGAACGGAAUAGAUGAUAUCGAAUCGUUUACUACGGAAAAUCAAAGCGAUAUAUCAGAAGCGAUUGACUCUCAGAUGGUUUAUGAACGCCUGAUGCAAGUGAGGAAAUUUCUUAAGCAAGUUACGCAAAGAUAUAAAGAACUUCAAACUAUAGAAGUUAAUGAUGAUGGUAGAAAGAAUUUGUAUGCACAGCAAAAAAUCAGACUUGCUGGAUUUAUUAAGACAUUAAAGGGACAGGAGCAAGGAUAUUUAGAUCUGAUGAGAAAAGUUAUGAAUACUGAGAAUGUAAGAUCUGAGGCAGACACAGAAAGCAAUCUUUCGGAAACAUUGCGAUACGAUGAUCAAAUUGAAACUAAUAAUCCAACGAAUGACUUAGUAAUUGAUGACUCUAAAUUGCUAACAAUUUUACAGUUAGAUUGUUUCUUUGCUUACUCGCUUAGAUCUAAGUCGAAUGCUCUAUUGCAGGCGGAUGCAACGGAAGAUGCCGCAGAAGAGAUGAAUGCUUUACGAAAUAAAUAUGCGAUUAUGCAAAAUAUCCUUACGCAACAAAAGGAGCUGAAUGAACUUCGUAGUCGUCAGGCCGCUUUAGUUGCAUUGCAACAGCGAUCGCAAGACCGACAAAACGAUUUAAAGGAUGAAACGGAUAAAAGUAGUGAACCUGAAAGCGCUAAUAAACGACAAGCUGAACUUUUAAACAAGAUGCUACUAUUGAAACAUCGGCAACAGCACAUUCAAGAUACAGAAAGUAUGGAAAAAUUUGCUGACGUCAAUGAUGAUCCGGAGUUACUGCAAAAAUUAAGAUUAUUGCAAGAAUCACGAUCGCGUGUCGCUCGUUUAAAGGAAUUAAUUCCUGAGGUUGUAAUAGAUGAUGAGGAAGAGAAUGCCGGUAGCAGUUCGAUAGACGACAGUCUAGCUAUUUCAACGGAAGACCCUGAAAUCCAAGAGAAAUUAACGAAAUUUGCCUAUUGGUUAUUACUGAUAUCUAGAAAAUUAAACGUUGCCAAGAAACGAUUACAAAAAUUAAAAGAAUUGAUGAAAAUCGUUCAAGAGGUAUCUAGUAUUAAUAGACCAAGAUUGAAAAAAUCUGAAAAAUUACAUACGGAAGAAAGUAACAAAUCUGAUGAUGUGGACCACUUUCAAGAAGAGCAAUUGCAUAAACUGCAAGAAAAGCAAGAAAAGUUAUUACAUUUAAAGAAAGUUCUCGAAGAACUAAAAUCUUCUCUCUCUGAUUCUCUGAACCUACCGCCAGCACCUACAGAUGAUCUGGCCGCAAAGAGUGAUAAAAGGAAUGAUUUAGCUUUGAAUAAUUCCAAUUCGGCACUAUGGGGUGAACUACGUAAGCGGCGCGAAUUACAGGAAGAGCUUAAAAGUAAAAGAAAGCAAUUGCAGCAAUUGCUUGCUGUAGAAAAGGCAAAGGAAAUGGAAGGCUUGGCGAAUGGGCCAUCAGUGAAUGGCACCGAAGAAGUUAUGGGAUAUGGAUAUGACGGUGCCACCACUCAAGCAACGUGGGGUGGUUCUACGCCGGACGUUGGGGAUUUUAACGCAAAUCUAGAAGACGACUUGGAUGACGGUUACGUUGCAACCAGAGGUAUGGAAGAAGAUUCUGCUUCUAGCGAAUCUAAUGAAAUCGAAUCUGACGAUAGGAAGGAAUUUAAGUCUGAUAGAAAUCGUAGUAGAGACUAUCGUAAUGUUGAUAAUGAUUUGUUGAGUAGGAAAGAGCUACUUGCAGUUAAAAGGCAGUAUGCCGGCCUAGGAAAGCAAAUGGAUGGAAUGAAAUCUCUUUUACAAUCGCUAGCAGUUAACUUGCGAGUGCCUUCCAAAUCUGAUGAAGAGAUGUAUUUAUCUGAACCUAAUGAAAGACCAAAUUUUGGUGCUGUCCGUAAAGGGCAGGAUCAAGUAUACAUGAGGCAGCUGGAAAUGAGUAAUACAUUAAACCAGUGUCUUUUACAACAAAUGAAGCAACAACAGGAAAUACAGGAAGUUCAAAAGCAAACGAACCAGCUGUAUUGGAUGUUCAUGGAUCGCCGUCAUAAAUAUACUGAUCAGGCAUUAGGCAGGUUGUACUCGGAUUCAAGCUUGACAUCGGGUCCGGAAAGUACUAACAACGAAAGAUCAUUCCAACGUUCAAAGAAAGGUAAAAGUCAUGAAGAUCUUUUAAGGCGGAUAGCCAGCGAUAGAGAGUCUGGUAUAACAAGUGCUACCGAUCAGUCACUUUUCGAAACUUUAAGAGAGCCAAUCUAUUCUGAAGUAGCUGCAUUAAUAUCUCAAAAUGAGGACAGGCCUCACUUUUUGAUUGAACUAUUCCGAGAACUACAACAGUUAACAACGGAUUAUUUACGUCAGCGAGCGAUAUUUUCGUUACAAGACCUUACUAGGCGUUAUUUGCGGGAAGAUACCAUAGCUACAAGAGAGCCACAGCGCAAUCAACGGCCUUGGGCGUUAUCAAAUGCUACUUCCGAGCAUACACCAAGUGAAAGUAUUGCUACCAUUGAUGAUGAAGAAAUGCAGGCUCAACUAGGAGGGCGCCGUAGCAAUCGAAGACAUACUCAAGACGACGAUAUUAGCUGUUUGAGCUACGAUUACAUGGAAGUGGUUGAUUCGGCUACAUCUAUGGCCACUCCACCGUCCAACUCUAGCCCGUACGAUUUACCUUUUGCUUCAGACUCUUUAGGAGAUACAAUUAUCCACUUAGAUAAGGCACUUAAAGAAGUUAGAGCCGUUGAUGAAAGGGCACGACGUGGUACAUUCACGAUAGAAACGGAAAUGGCCAAGGAAGGAGUUGAUAAGAUUUCGAAAGCAAGUAGUAUUGAAAGUCAUAAAAGGAAGGGCGAUGCAACUUUAAGUAAUAAUAGCUCCGCUUAUGAUGUUGAAAGUAGUUCAUCGUUGAGCGAUGUUCCUUACCCUCGCGUUAAUACUCAAGAACUGGACCGACGAAUACAUGUGAUUCUAAAGGAACUGGUACCCUACAUAAAGGAACACUCGCAGGAAUCUUGUUCUUCGCCUAUGUUAAGUGCUAUUUGUGCUCGUGUUCUGUCGUUAGCACAGAAUCAAACCGAAAAUGAGGAGUUUGCAAGAUUCUUUCAUCGUCAGUUGAACUCAACAUUGAUAGACUCGCUUGGAAAAUAUAUUGGAAGAAGCCACGAAAAAUCAAGCCAAGAAAUACCAUCCUAUUUACCCAGCGGUAGUGGUAAUCAACAAUAUACAAGUGAAGACGGGAAUGAUAAUUCAGAAAUUGACUCUGAAACUGAAGCGGAAAGCGCUGAAGAUAAGCCAGUUGAUUCCGUUCAUGAACGAGAGGUAAAAACCGCAGUUGAUAUGCUAUCGAAAGAUAAGAGUGAUCAAUCUAUGGACGUUGAAAUGGAAGAAUUAGGCAAAGAUCGCGACGAUGCUAUGGCAAAUCAGUUUGAAGAGCGGUCAAUUGAGCUGAUGCAGGAAACGGAAUUUAUUGAUUGUACUGGCGAUUCUGCUCAAACGGAAGAUUUUAAUAAAAUUAGUACUGGAAAUAACUUGGAUGGCAAACAACACUCGACGGAAGGCAACUCCACUAUUAGCAAUGAAACUAUUACCGACGACAACGGCAAUUCAGCGGAUAUGGAGGUUAAAUCAUUUAGCAAACUCGAUGAUGAAGACGAUCAGCACGUUGCAAAUACGGGCACAGCAGAUUUUGAGAAUGACGAAUUAGGUGUUGAACAUCUUCCUUCGAAAUUGGAUGUGAUGACCAAGGAACAGCUGCUAGAAAAAAUCGAGGAUGAAAACCGCCAAAAUGAUCCAGUGGUAGCAGUAAUAAACACUUCUUCGGAUAAAGAUCGCGACACCACCGGUAAAUGCGCGUUUCAUACUUUAUUUCUUAUAUUCAAUGUCGUCUUUAAACUUUAA